GAUGCCCUUGUUUCUCCAACAAUUACUUUAGUUUCGUACAAAUGAGUCGUCUAAUUUUUUUCAUGUUAGUUAGUGCCAUUUAUUUUGUGGUAAAUGAAGCUUGCAAGGAAAAUGAGAUUGUAAUUAAGAACAACCUCGGUUAUAGUAGAAUUCUCCAAUAUCAUUGCCGCUCAGGGAACCAAAAUUUAGGAGUCCAACAUUUAAACGCCAACAGUACGAAAAUCAUUAAAUUCAAGGAUGACGGAACCAAGCGAUCGAUUUGGAAAUGUCUUUUCAGGCAAGGGAUUAACAUGAAGUUUUAUAGCGAGGCUGAAGCAUACCUUCCAAUUUUAAACUAUCCUACAAUUCCAAAGUAUAUUCAAUGUGGUCAACUACGUGUGUAUAUUGCCAGACUAGAUGCACUAUAUCUUCGAAUGGAUGAAUAUCCGGCAUUGCCUGUACAUUUAUGGCGUUCUUAAUGUGCUUUAUUUUGCCUAAAAAUGUCUUUUUUUUUUAAUGCAAUUGUUUUCUAGCUUAUGACCUUCUAAUUAAGCCAUAACAACUAAUUCUAUAAUCAAAAUUUUAUUUUGUAAUAAAUAGCUCAUUUGAUAUCUA
Molecule: messenger RNA, 594 nt
Organism: Arabidopsis lyrata subsp. lyrata
Lineage: Eukaryota; Viridiplantae; Streptophyta; Magnoliopsida; Brassicales; Brassicaceae
Product: S-protein homolog 15-like
Exons: 1
Coding region: 42-458 (138 amino acids)
Source: RefSeq, a predicted model, not a curated record